CAAACUGCAUUGUCAUAAAGAAAUAAAAAAGUAUUAACAGUUAGUGCAGUUUAUCAUGACAAGCAAAUUUCGGUAUCAACCGCACAAAAAUAAAGCUCCAAAAUAUUAUCAAAAAUGAAUCGCCCAACAUCAGAUGCAGUGUUUUGGUUUAUUCAAGAGCUGACUUACAAAAUCGUAGCUGAAAGCGGUAUACCGAGCGACAGAUAUCACCUGGGAAAAAUAUUACUACGCAGUUUGAAAGAUGCUCCAGCUCAUAUAUUGCAGAUAGAUGGAGCAACAGAUGAGAAAGAUACAUUCAAAUCAGCACUCGAUCGAUCCGUAAAAUGUGCAACAGCCUUCAGAAAACUGGGGCUAAAGUACCAAGAUGUAAAAGUCAUAAUGGCACCAAACCACAUCAACCUAGUCAUACCAAUGUACGCUGCCUUGUUCCUCGGGAUUCAGGUUGCUGGAGUAGAUAUGACCUUAAGAGUUAAUGAGCUUCAAGAUACAUUCAAGUGUUGUGUCCCUAAAAUAAUAUUUUGCCAAAGUUCGAAAGUUAAAACUGUUGAACAGGCAUUAAAUUUGUUAAAUAUGUCCGUUCAAAUUAUAUCAUUUGAUGAAAACGAGGAUUGUAUGUCUUUUUCGAAGUUUCUGGAUGUGUAUGGUGGCAAUACUUCGCCAGAAGACUUUAAACCAGCUGAGUUCGACCCUGUGGAAACUCAUGCCUUUUUAAUGACAACCAGCGGCACUACCGGACUACCAAAAACAGCCAUACUGAGUCACAAAAACGUUAUGAUGAGCUUUCCACUUUUAAUGACCUCCCAUACCAAGUUCCCAACACCAGUGAACCUGGUCUUAGUUGUAUCUCCCAUACAAUGGUUAUCAUCAACAUUUGUGUUUAUAAUGGGACCUAUAUCGAGAUUCACGCGACUGCAAACGUCAUCCCCGACGACCCCAGAACACACCUAUUUCAUCAUCAAUAAAUAUAAGCCAGAUAUCACAAAUAUUGGCCCUAAUUCCUUGACAAUGCUUUUAAAUCUUGCUCAUCGGGAGAAGUGUGAUCUCUCUUCUCUUCAGUACAUCAACGUAGGUGGAAGUGUAGUAUCUAAAGAACUCAUUAAAGAAGUUCAGAAAAUAAUACCAAAAUCGCAUAUUAAAAUAUUUUACGGUUUAACUGAAGCAUCGGGCUUUAUUCUCGAUUCCUGCUAUUCUCCACUUGGUUCAGUUGGUGCACCGAUACCACUGUUUCAAUAUAAACUUGUAGAUCUUACCACUAAUGAAGUAAUAAAUAAACCUAACGUACCCGGGGAACUACGUGUUAAAGGUCCCACAGUAUUCCAGGGCUAUUAUAAUAACCCUGAGAUGACAGCAGCUGCUUUUGAUGAAGACGGAUGGUUGAAAUCUGGAGACAUACAUUAUAGAGAUGAAUAUCACAAUUACUAUUUCUUCGAUCGCAUGAAAAUGCUGCUCAAAUAUAUGAACUAUCAGAUUUCACCAGUAGAAAUAGAGUCUGUGAUAAUAAAACAUCCGGGGGUGUUAGAUGUAGCUGUAACUGGUAUACCAGAUGCUGAGUGUGGUGAUCUGCCUGUUGCACUGGUUAUGCUCCGAAAUGGGCACAAUGUUACGGCACAAGAAAUAAAGGAUUUAGUUAAAGAAUCACUGAGUGACUCAAAACAAUUAAGAGGUGGUGUGAUAUUCGUAAAGGAGUUUCCUACGACGUCAUCAUCGAAGGUGGACAGGACGAAAUUAAAAGAAUGGGCCAAGGUUCUCAACAGAGAAUAAAAACAGUGUUUAAAACAAUUCUAUUAACAUACUGUAUGAUGCAGUUCUUCUUUUAUUUGAUUCUCUAAUUGCAGUAUCAUUGUAAAGAUAAAAAUAAAGUACUUGUGUAAGUACGUCAGUUUAUGUGAUGCUUCAAUAGAUAUUAUAGUAUGCGGAAAUAUCAGCUGUCUGAUGUCUUUUCACGUCCCAAUCGCUGAUCCGAUCUCAACGAAAUUUGGCACUAAAUUAGCCCGUAUCCUGGUCAUGGGUACCAUAGAUUACUUUAAAUUUCAUCUCAAAAAAAUAUCGUACAAAUAAAAAAAUGAUUUGAAAAGACGUACCUAGUUUUCACGCCCACAUAGUCGUGGGAACAGCUAGUAUUAUAAGCCUACUUAAAAAUAAAGCUUUGAAAUAUGAAA
Maniola jurtina (meadow brown) is the source of this 2159-nucleotide messenger RNA. Its product is annotated as luciferin 4-monooxygenase-like. Gene Ontology annotation, molecular function: long-chain fatty acid-CoA ligase activity. Bases 115 to 1761 code for a protein of 548 amino acids. The record is from RefSeq and is a predicted model, not a curated record. The transcript is spliced from 13 exons. Gene Ontology annotation, biological process: fatty-acyl-CoA biosynthetic process; long-chain fatty acid metabolic process. Lineage: Eukaryota; Metazoa; Arthropoda; Insecta; Lepidoptera; Nymphalidae.